AUGAAAUUAAAAUUUAUUAUAAAAGUGGAAGAAUUACAUUACGGGACGAUUAGUGUAAUAGAUUUGGCGGAUCGUAAGAAUCAUUCGUUGGAAUACCGGAACCGAUGGUCUAAUAAGGACACGACGGCCGCCUAUAAUGUGGACUAUAAGCGGGACACGUGUUUGCGAUCAAACAAGAUGUCAAGACCUCACUCGUGGAAACUGCAUCUCCGGAAAGUCAAACGACACAUCUCUUACUUAGAAGUAGUCGUUUUGGACAAAUCCGGACGACUCAUGAAAAGCGACGCCAGAAAUAUCAUUAAAUAUUCAAAAGUAAAUGAUUUGCGAGAAUGUGUGCCAAAAGUGAUUGAAACAACGGAUACGACAAUACGGUUGGGUUUGACGUGUGUUAUGGAGUUUGACGGCGACUCCAAGGACAAGACUCAGAUGAUUACCAUUGAGUUCGAUGUGAACGAUAUCAGUAUCUGCGAGAUCAGACUCUACACCAACUCGUUUAUGCCUUUCCAUCGCUGCGGUUCCGCAGACAUUGUCCUCUUCUCAAGCAUGGAGUUUAUAAAGAGUGGCAACAAAUAUACGGGUAAUUCGUAUUAUAGAUAUAAAUGCGAUGAAGGCUUUCAACUCGACGGUCCCGAAGAUGUCAGAUGUGGUCUAAACAAUAAUUGGUUGGAUCCGUUCCCGGUUUGUAAACCGAAAGCUCAGUGUCCGUACCCGCCGUCGGUCGACGAGUCGAUGGUUGUGGGCAUAAAACCCGAGCAUUUAUAUACAUUUAAUGCCAAUAUCAGCGCUUUAGUGGGAAGUGUUAUUUACUACAAAUGUUUGGGCGAUCGGAACAACACUAUAAUGAUCGGCGAUUCGGUGCGAGUUUGCGGUACAGAUAGCAAGUGGUCGGGAGUCGAUCCCAAAUGUAUUCGCGACUCUGAGCUGAACGCCGACUCUUUUAAGGACAUUAAAGACACUGAGAAUGCAGACAAACACAUGACUACAUUUCAAUCGUUUAAUAAACUGCUGACUGAGGCCAAUAGCACAGCACUGGCCUGUGGUUUACCGGCGAUGCCAUUGUUUGCCAAACCGACCACAUCUGGGAGUUAUCGUAUGUUUGGCGGACAAUCGGAUUUAAGGCGAUGGUAUGAAAACGGAACUGUCAUCAACUAUCAAUGCGAGUCAGCCUAUCGCUGGGUUUCCGGUGAUGUCGGGAAGAGGACAUGCGUUGAGGGCCAGUGGACGGGUGCACUCGGCAAAUGCGUUGUUAACCCAAACAAUAAUAUUAUUAACUAUAAUAACAAUAAAGCGGUCAAUUGGGGAAACCUAAUACGGCUAACCUCUGUAUACGUGUACGAUAUGGACAAAAGCAAUCGGUGGACGACUAGUCAUAUGGUGACCGAAAGUAACUCCACAUCCGAUUGGGAAGAGCACUUCGCUUACAGACGGGAUGCGGACAAAGGAGAGUGCGCCACCUUUGCGGUGGACAGUAACCACAAAUGGAGUCUUCGGCUCAACACGUCGGUAACCAUCACGUACUUUGUGGUGAUGUUGCACCCAGGUGGCUUCUUCGGCGGCAAACACAAGAUCAGUGAUCCCAAAAUACUGGACACCACUCCCGUCACGGCGACCGUCGGCCGCAACAAGAACUGUGUGUUGACGUCGGCCUGGGAUUACACGCACACCCGUGGCUUCUUCGGCGGCAAACACAAGAUCAGUGAUCCCAAAAUACUGGACACCACUCCCGUCACGGCGACCGUCGGCCGCAACAAGAACUGUGUGUUGACGUCGGCCUGGGAUUACACGCACACCCGUUACGGCACGUACUUCUUCUUCACCUGCGAUAUGGAUGAACCCAAGUAUCGAUACGUCGGUCAAGACUAUUACAUCAAUCUAUACAUCGAUCCCAAGAAGUUCGAGAAGAGUUACACCGCGAAGAAUAUAUCGUUAUGUUCUUUGGCUGUUAUGGUCUCCAAACAGGACGACUGCGGAACACCUGAUAUACCACUGCAUAGCACUGUCAGCCAAAACGAAAACCACGAGUGGACCUAUGCCUGUGAUCCGGGGUAUAAAUUGGUGGGCUCUCCGACCAUGUCGUGCGGUCGAAACGGUCGGUGGAAGAGCCAAGAGUUCCCCACUUGUGUCAAGAAGAGCAUGUGUCCGGUGACGCGACCCGCCCGACGCAAUGACCUGUAUAUGAGAGCCCAGUGGCAGAACGUGAUCCAAAAAGACAAUAAACUGAUCGCUUCUGUCGAUUCAAUAGUAAACCACUCGUGUAUCGCCAGCUCUAAGAAAAUACUGAUUGGAUCAGAGAUUAGACUCUGUGCCGUCACCGGCGAGUGGAGUGGCACUGAGCCAUACUGUAUGGAUCUAAAGGAUUUGCCUAAAAGUUCGUCCAAAGGCGGCGGUUCAACGGUAACGGUGUUUGUAAGUGUGUUGAGCGUACUGUUGGCCAUAGGGCUUGUGGCAGGUUUAGUGUACUUUGUGUUCCAUAAGGGUUACUUACGUAGCGUAUCUAACCUACGUGUGCCCAAUUUGACCAUACCCAAAAUCAAUAUACAACGCGCGAGUGGGGCACCGGCGGCGGCGACGGCAGCGACCGAGAUUGAUCACAACGCUAAUUCAUUUGAUAGUCCGGUUCACUUUGAGCCAAUGCCCUUGCCCAAACAACGAACCACCACAAUUAAUAAUAAUUCACCCCAAUUUUCAAGGGGUACUGAAUUUUUAGUUGAACGUGAUCAUGAUGAUUAAAUCCAAUAA
Molecule: messenger RNA, 2739 nt
Organism: Medioppia subpectinata
Lineage: Eukaryota; Metazoa; Arthropoda; Arachnida; Sarcoptiformes; Oppiidae
Source: the annotation of a GenBank genome assembly